Molecule: messenger RNA, 3318 nt
Organism: Manis pentadactyla (Chinese pangolin)
Lineage: Eukaryota; Metazoa; Chordata; Mammalia; Pholidota; Manidae
Gene: COG5
Product: component of oligomeric golgi complex 5
Exons: 22
Coding region: 56-2545 (829 amino acids)
Biological process (GO): intra-Golgi vesicle-mediated transport
Cellular component (GO): COG complex
Source: RefSeq, a predicted model, not a curated record
CACCACCUGGGCGGAGCGGGGCCGACGCUGACGUCAUCAUCCGGCCCCUGCCAACAUGGAAGGUGGAGACAGCGGCGUCGCUGUUGCUGGCCCUGGAGCUGUGGUCUCUGGGGCGGCUGCAGCGACAGUCCGGGAGCUUCUGCAGGACGACUGUUAUAGUGAUUUUUUAAAUGAAGACUUUGAUGUGAAGAGUUACACUUCCCAAUCUAUUCAUCAAGCUGUAAUUGCUGAACAACUAGCAAAACUUGCCCAAGGAAUUAGUCAGUUGGAUAAAGAACUACACCUACAGGUUGUUGCAAGACAUGAAGAUUUACUGGCACAGGCAACUGGUAUUGAGUCUUUGGAAGGUGUUCUUCAGAUGAUGCAGACAAGAAUUGGGGCUUUACAGGGAGCUGUUGAUAGGAUGAAAGCAAAAAUUGUUGAGCCAUAUAAUAAAAUAGUAUCCCGUACUGCACAACUAGCAAGACUUCAGGUUGCCUGUGAUUUGCUUCGGAGAAUAAUUCGCAUCUUGCAUCUCAGUAAGAGACUCCAGGGACAACUACAGGGGGGAAGCAGAGAGAUAACAAAAGCCGCUCAGAGUCUCAAUGAACUUGAUUAUCUUUCUCAAGGAAUAGAUCUUUCUGGAAUAAAAGUAAUAGAAAAUGAGCUACUUUUUAUUGCAAGAGCUCGACUUGAAGUAGAAAAUCAAGCUAAGCGCCUCCUGGAGCAGGGUGUGGAAACUCAGAAUCCAACCCAAGUCGGAACAGCUCUUCAGGUUUUCCAUAAUCUUGGAACUUUGAAGGAUACUAUUACCAAUGUCGUGGAUGGAUAUUGUGCUACUGUAGAAGAAAAUAUCAGCAGUGCAUUAGACAUCAAAGUUUUGACUCAGCCCUCCCAGUCAGCUGUCAGAGGGGGACCUGGACGAUCUACCAUGCCAACCCCAGGAAAUACUGCAACUUUUCGUGCUUCCCUCUGGACCAAUAUGGAGAAACUUGUGGAUCAUAUUUUUACUGUUUGUGGACAGGUACAACAUCUACAAAAAAUAUUAGCCAAGAAGAGAGAUCCUGUUUCUCAUAUCUGUUUCAUUGAAGAAAUAGUUAAGGAUGGACAAUCUGAAAUCUUAUACAGAUUUUGGAAUUCAGUUACUCAAGCACUUUCUUCUCAGUUUUGUAUGGCAACAAACUCAUCUAUGUUUUUGAAACAGGCAUUUGAAGGAGAAUACCCUAAAUUAUUGCGACUUUAUAAUGACUUAUGGAAGCGUCUUCAUCAGUACAACCAAAAUAUUCAAGGAACGUUUAAUGCAAGCGGAACUAUAGACCUGUAUGUUGACCUACAACACAUGGAAGAUGAUACACAAGACAUAUUCAUACCAAAAAAGCCAGAUUAUGAUCCAGAAAAGGCUUUGAAAGACUCACUGCAACCCUAUGAAGCUGCAUAUCUAUCAAAAUCCUUAUCUCGACUCUUUGAUCCUAUAAAUUUGGUUUUCCCCCCUGGUGGUCGUAAUCCUCCUUCUGCAGAUGAACUUGAAGGCAUCAUUAAAACUAUAGCAAGUGAACUGAAUGUAGCUGCUGUUGAUACAAGCCUCACAUUAGCUGUGUCAAAAAACGUGGCAAAGACCAUCCAGUUAUAUGGUGUAAAAUCAGAGCAGCUUCUCUCCACACAAGGAGAUGCGAGUCAGGUGAUUGGGCCUCUCACUGAAGGGCAGAGAAGAAAUGUGGCAGUAGUGAAUUCACUGUAUAAGUUGCACCAGUCAGUAACAAAGGUGGUUUCCAGUCAGAGUUCAUUCCCACCAGCAGCUGAGCAAACUAUAAUUUCAGCCUUAAAGACGAUCCACAUUCUAAUGGAAAAUGCUGUGCAGCCCUUACUGACUUCGGUGGGAGAUGCUAUAGAAGCCAUAAUCAUCACCAUGCAUCAAGAAGAUUUAUCUGGUUCAUUAUCCCCUUCAGGAAAGCCUGAUGUUCCUUGUUCUCUGUACAUGAAGGAGCUUCAAGGUUUCAUUGCCAGAGUUAUGAGUGACUACUUUAAACACUUUGAAUGCUUGGAUUUUGUGUUUGAUAACACCGAAGCUAUUGCUCGAAGAGCAAUUGAACUUUUUAUUCGCAAUGCCAGUCUCAUAAGACCUCUUGGUGAAGGAGGGAAAGUACGACUUGCUGCUGAUUUUGCACAGAUGGAGUUGGCAGUGGGUCCAUUCUGCAGAAGAGUGUCUGAUUUAGGAAAGUCCUAUCGAAUGCUGAGAUCAUUCAGACCUCUGCUCUUCCAGACAAACGAACACGUGGCCAGCAGCCCCGCCCUGGGAGACGUGAUUCCGUUCAGCCUGGUUAUUCAGUUUCUGUUCACCAGAGCACCUGCUGAGCUGAAAUCCCCCUUUCAGAGGGCAGAAUGGUCCCACGCACGCUUCUCCCAGUGGUUGGAUGACCAUCCAUCCGAAAAGGACAGGCUCCUCCUCCUCAGGGGAGCCCUGGAAGCUUAUGUUCAAUCAGUAAGAAGUAGAGAAGGCAAAGAAUUUGCACCGGUUUAUCCCAUCAUGAUUCAGCUGCUUCAGAAAGCAAUGUCUGCUCUUCAGUAGUAAAGUGAAGGAUUUCCUAAUCUCCAUUCUGGCCAACCCAUUCAGUUGGCAGUAAGCUGAGUAACAUUCUCAAGCACAGCUACCGACUAUCCACUAUUCUAAGAAUGUGACGGUCUUCUCUGUCAAUUUCCGGUUGAUCUUCCUGUUUACCUUUUUAGCUUUUCUACCUUCAGUCGUAUGUAAUACCAAGUAGACUACCAUUAUCACCACCUUCAAACUCCAUGGACCUGAUUUCUCCAGAAAAGACAUACCAUUCUUUUCUCUUUCAGGCUUUUCUACAAGGUUGAAAUUUCUUUCCCAUCACAUGAGUCCCCUGUAGGUACAGACACAUAUUAAGUACCACUGCUUUUUAAGGAAUAUGAUCAAGCUAUAUAAUAAACACCCCGUUUCCCCCAACCAACCUCCUUCCUUGCCUAGAGUAUGUAGUCCACUGGUUUCUAAACUUAGUUGCACAUUAUUAGAAUCAUCGGUGGAAGCUUUAAAAUUCGUGAUGCCCAAUUUGCAUUCCACAUUAACACUUGGGUGGGGGUGGGAAGCAGGCAUCAGGAUUUUUUUAAACACAUCCCCAGCGUUUCCAGUGGGCAGCAAAGUUUAGCAACCACUGGCAUAUCCCAAAGCUAAGAUGUAAGGUUAAAUGUUUUAGUAUGUCAUACUGACUAAUAAAGGUAGAGCAAGGCUGUCUUUAAACUUGGUGUGUCAUUUUAUUGACUUUUGGGACUCUCUUUGUAACAGAUGCCAGUAAAAAUUUUUACUCUAUAAAGAUUCUUCUAAUA